Messenger RNA from Drosophila novamexicana, 3618 nucleotides. RefSeq lists its product as uncharacterized. Gene Ontology annotation, cellular component: membrane. The record is from RefSeq and is a predicted model, not a curated record. The transcript is spliced from 12 exons. Bases 537 to 3398 code for a protein of 953 amino acids. NCBI's taxonomy places the organism in Eukaryota, Metazoa, Arthropoda, Insecta, Diptera, Drosophilidae.
CACCUUGAAAGGUUGCCAAUGAAACAAUAUUAAUAAUUAAAUGAAGUGCAAUUAAGCUUGAUUUAAAUGUGUGAAAAUUGCUAACUAGUGUUGAAUUUUACAGUGAGACAAAAUGUAAAAAGUAAAGCGCAAAUUUCGAAAAAAAAAACAACAUAUAUACAUACAUUCAAAUAUCAAAAGUAAAAGCAAGAACAACUUUGUGCGACGUUUAUUAUCUCAAGUUUCAAUUGGAUUUAAUCAAAAUCAUAAGAAAACUCUGUCACACACACACACACACACACACACACACACUCGCACACGCGAGCCUAUUAACUUUGAGCGCGUUUUAGUGUAUUAGUGUGCUGCAUGUGUGAGCUUUGGGUACCUGCGCCUGUGUUUGUGUGUCCCAGUGCCGUCUGACCGAGAAACUCAGACUGAGACGCAGGCAGCGUCAGACGUCGGCGUCGCUGCAUUUCAUUGAGACGAACUUCAAACCGAGAGCCAGGCAACUUUGUUAGAGUAUCGGCGCGCGUGUGUGCGUGUGGUUAAAUUGAAGUAUGGUGAAAAUGGCCAGCGAGGAGACGGUCACCGAGGCCACCCGCACCGAGAAAGUUGAAUUGUCGCACUUUGGUGAAUUCUGCCAGCGACACGGCAUUAAUCCCAAUUUGAUUAUGCUGAAGAUAACGCUGUUUGUCAUGUAUGGAGCCACUUCAUCAUUGCUGCCCUAUUUGACGAUACACAUGCAAUCGAUUGGAUUGACGGUGGAGGAAAUAGCCAUUAUCUACUUGGCGUUGCCGUUCACAACUUUUCUCAGCCCUCCAAUAACAGGUUUUCUCGUUGACAAAUUUGGCAAAUACAAGCCAGUCGUUGUGAUGAGUCUUCUACUGAAUGCAAUUUUCCAUCACUCGCUGCUCUUCAUACCGCAGCAGGAGAUACCAGGAGUGGUCCCAUCGGCAUUUGUAAUACGGCAUCCGGAGAGCGGCGACACUGAGGUCUGGUGGUCACCUUGCCCCAGUAGAGAGUGUCCGGAAGAGCCCGAGCUGGAUUUGGCUGUGUAUCAAUGCGUUGACUAUUGUCUAAUGCAGGAGCAAGUAAAUCCAGAACUUUACUCCGAUGUGGCGCAGCAUGACAGGUCCACAACAAGGACGACCACGACGAGGGCAAUGCUCGGUCCAAGCAUGGAUGCGAAUGAGCCAGCCUUGGUGACCACAACAACAACAUCGACGACCUCUUCGCCAGCGUCGUCAUUACCAGCAAUAUUUGCAACACAAACGAGAAGCAGAUACCAAGAUGCACUUAAUAUGUCAUCGACCAUGUUCCCGCCACUGGAGAACGCUUCUGCCUUGUCCUUGCAAGUGCAGCAGCCACCCUCUGGCUCUGCUUCAUCGGCAGCCGUGGAAUUGUCAGCCAUGUCCAUGCAGGGAUUGAAUCUUUCUGCGGGCAGUACGGGCGACAAAUCAAAGGCCAGCAGCAGUUGGGUGCAUUCGGAUGAUGCGGAUGCGACGUACUUUAUGCUGCAAAUGCAUCCCGAUUUGGCGGACCCCACCGAGCAGCUGGGCAUGGAAAUCGAGCAAGAUGACAACGAGACGGUCACCGAUAUUAGGCAACGUUUUGGCGAGGACAGGCUAGUGAAAAUGCAAAUCAAUCUCACUGACAUGGACGACCUGGAUUUGCGAUGCGGAGGCCUGGUUAGGCGCACCAACAUGUCCUAUGUGAACACAAAGGCCGUCAGGUGCUUGAUGCAACGUUGCACGUUCACAUUGAAUGCUCCCGAAAUUUGCCCACCUGACUACAAAGAAACCGACGACACAAUUUUCUGGAUAUACUUUCUACUACGAUUUCUGGCAACGACCAUGUUGUCGGCAGGAGUCACCAUUAUGGAUCCCAUUGCACUGACGAUGAUUGAGAAGUUCGGAGGAGACUUUGGACGUGAACGCUUGUUUUCGAGCAUUGGCAUGGCCAUCUUCUCGCCCAUUACGGGUAUCAUGAUUGACUACUCGUCAAGGGGAUUGGGCUACACAGACUACUCGGCUGCCUUUUAUACGUACGAUGUGCUGCUGGUCAUAUCGACAAUGUCUGUGCUAAUGAUGCCGCUGGGCGAGAAGCUGCCGGCGGAUAAUGUUUUUCGGGAUUUAUGGAAUCUAUUGAAAAUGCCGCACGUGAUUGCCUUUAUAAUAUUUCUGUUUGUGCUCGGAAAUUUCUGGGGCUUUAUCGAGAGCUUUCUAUUUUUGUAUCUCAAGGAGCUGGGCGCUCCUAACUACUUGUUGGGCAUUACAAUUACUGUGGGCACCGUGAGCAGCAUUCCAUUUUUGUAUGGUGCGGAGAAAAUCACACGCAUAUUUGGACACGUUAAUUUGAUUAUCAUAGCGUUCUUUUCGCACGCCGGACGCCUAGUGGGCUAUUCCUUUAUCGAAAACGCCUGGUGGUGCUUUCCGUUCGAGGCCAUGGAAUCGCUCUCCUGCCACCUGAUGUGGGUGGCAGCUGCCACCUACUGCUCCAUAUUGGCACCCAAAAGCUUGCUUGCCACGCUGAUUGGCGUACUCGGCAUGGCUCAUUUUAGCUUGGGACGCGGCAGCGGCAGCUUUACGGGCGGCCUGCUCAUCGGACAGUUUGGCACACGCGAUGCAUUCCGUUACAUGGGCCUGCUUGCCGUGGUGGGCGGCAUUGCGUAUGGGCUGCUGCAUCUCAUUUGGCUGCGCAAAUUUGAUCACACGACGGAGGAGUCCGAGGAGGAGGUUGAGGCCGUCGAGGCUGGCGAGACCGAAAAGCUGACCGAGCCCGCCACCAAGGAGCAGGGCACAUCGAUGUCGCUGGAACGCCUCAGCCUAAUGAUCAAGUACAAUCAGAUUGGCAGCCUGUCAUCGCUGCCAAGGGGCUCGAGGGCGGACAUACACGACCAUUUAUCGGUGCGCCGCAGCAGCUACAACGUGGAGUCCUUGAGGGGCGUGCCCCGGCACGGAAACAUUGGCAAUAGCGCCUCCAAGGUGGAUAUACUGCGUUCGGCGCUCGAAAUUAAUCACAAGUCCUCCAACAAUUCGAUGCUGAGCAAAGCCGAUAACAAAACGUCAAAUCAAUCACUGGGACGAAAUCGUGCCGACAGUGCGCCCAAAUUGAAUCACAGCAAUCUGAAGAACAUUUCACAGCCCGCCCUGGAGGGUGUCGUUUUGGAGGGCGUGGAAUCAACGUUCUUUCCGAGCCGUAUGAAAAAGUAUCCAAGUGGUUUGUUAACUUCAAUACCCGCUGUGGAUUUAUCCGUUAUACCCAGCUCUAUGUUAAUGGAUCAGGAGGGACCCAAGGUAAUACCCGAGGAAACGGAACUAAAUUCGUCCAAAACAACUGUGUCUGGCUGCUUGGAGGAGGCGGCAUCUAAGGCCGAGUCCAUGGGCUGUGAGAAGAGCGUGCAGGAUGAUGACAAUUGAAUGGGUUGUGUUGGCCAACCAACUGAUGCGUACUUGGGGCGUAGAGUGAUAUUACAAAACUCAUUGAAAUUAUAAAUGAAACAACAACAAAAAGAAAAUCAAUAAAAUAGGCGCUACUUGAGAGAUAUUGAAUAACGCUUGUGUGGCAUUUAAAUGUUAAACAAUCUAUUGUUAGUUGUACAUUUGUUACGAAUAUGUUAUAUUAUAUUAUGCAAAUAAA